GACCUGGAUUACAGUGGUUUUUCCUGUUAAGUUCUUCUUUGUGGCGGUGCUUUUCCGCUUCUCGCAGUAUUUAUAUUAACUUCAUUGCCAGAGACAAACUUUAUCAGUUCAUCCCAACUGAGAAUUCAGAUCAGACAACGAAAUCACUGCUGAAGAGAAGCUGAGUAAGGAUGGCAAAGCUCGCUGUGUUUGUCUCUGUACUGUUGCUGCUGGUGUUGGCGCUGGUGGAGCAGAGUGAAAGCAGUCAAGUGAAGGUUUGCUGCACACAGUACAAUGAAAACCCAAUCCCAUUCAAAAAGUUGAGAUACUACGUAGUCCAGGACAGCAAUUUCUGCAACAUCAAGGCAAUAAUCUUUGUAACAGUGAAAAACAAACUUGUAUGUGUGAACCCUGACUCGAUGUGGGUGAAACGUGCCAUGGAGUUUGUGCCAGAAAAAAAAAUGCCGGGCAGCCUCUACACUAAUGGACCAUAAAGACACAAAGUCGCACAAGAUGAAUUUAAUGUAUCAUUUUAACGUCAAAGAAUUUAAUAUUUUUGUAUUUCUUUAAAUAUACCAUUUUAAAGCCAAUAAAUUGAAUAUUUUUUA
Messenger RNA from Seriola aureovittata, 587 nucleotides. RefSeq names its product chemokine (C-C motif) ligand 20a, duplicate 4 (gene ccl20a.4). Gene Ontology annotation, molecular function: chemokine activity; CCR chemokine receptor binding. Gene Ontology annotation, biological process: positive regulation of ERK1 and ERK2 cascade; chemokine-mediated signaling pathway; cellular response to tumor necrosis factor. Gene Ontology annotation, cellular component: extracellular region. Bases 171 to 473 code for a protein of 100 amino acids. NCBI's taxonomy places the organism in Eukaryota, Metazoa, Chordata, Actinopteri, Carangiformes, Carangidae. The transcript has 4 exons. The record is from RefSeq and is a predicted model, not a curated record.